CUCCGAACUGCAGGUGGCAAUAAAGCUCUUUUACAGGCGCUUGGCGGCUAUUUACAAUCAAAGAAGAAGUGGGCCACGAAAGUAUGAUCACGCGACAGUUUUCAAAAUGGGUACUCAAGUGAAAGACGUCUUCAUCAGCCCUGACGCCCCCAAGACGCUCCUGCUGGACAAACAUGCUGACUACAUAGCCGCCUAUGGCUGCAAGAAGGACGACUAUGAGUACACGCUGUCCGAGUAUUUGCGCAUGAGCGGAAUCUACUGGGGUCUGACGGUGAUGGACCUGAUGGAUCAGCUGCCCCGCAUGAACCGCCAGGAGAUUGUGGACUUCAUCAAAUCCUGUCAGCACGAGUGUGGCGGCGUCAGCGCCAGCGUGGGCCAUGACCCCCACCUGCUCUACACGCUCAGCGCCGUGCAGAUUCUGUGCUUGUACGACAGCGUGGACGCGCUGGACGUGGACAAAGUGGUGGAGUACGUCAAAGGCCUGCAGCAAGACGACGGCUCCUUCGCGGGGGAUAAAUGGGGGGAAAUAGACACACGGUUUUCCUUCUGUGCAGUGGCCACGCUGGCAUUACUGUGCAAGAUGGACGCCAUCAACCUUGACAAGGCGGUGGAGUUUGUACUGUCUUGUAUGAACUUUGAUGGAGGUUUCGGCUGCAGGCCGGGUUCCGAGUCUCACGCAGGCCAGAUAUACUGCUGUACGGGCUUCUUGUCUCUGACGGGGCAGCUGCACCAGCUCAAUGCAGACCUGUUGGGUUGGUGGCUCUGUGAGAGGCAGCUGCCCUCUGGAGGCCUCAAUGGGCGCCCCGAGAAGCUCCCAGACGUUUGUUACUCCUGGUGGGUCCUCGCUUCCUUAAGAAUCAUCGGCAAGAUUCACUGGAUCGACAAGGACAAGUUGCGCAGCUUCAUCCUGGCCUGCCAGGACGAGGAGACGGGAGGUUUCGCCGACCGUCCGGGAGACAUGGUGGAUCCUUUCCACACUCUCUUCGGAAUCGCCGGCCUCUCCCUACUCGGAGACGAGCAGAUUAAAGCGGUAAAUCCUGUGCUGUGCAUGCCGGAGGACGUCCUGCAGAAGUUAUGUCUGCAGCCGGAGCUCCUCAGCUAGCCUCCCUCCUCAUCCCCUUGGUAACAAUUGCUAACAUCUUACACAGACAUACAACAACAGCCACAGAUGGAUGUUGGCAGCAGAAACACCUUAAGUUACAGUACCAAUGAUUGUCACACACACACUAGGUGUGGUGGAAUUUCUCAUCUGCAUUUGACCCAUCCCCUUGUUCACCCCCUGGGAGGUGAGGGGAGCAGUGGGCAACAGCGGUGGCCGCGCCUGGGAAUCAUUUUUGGUGAUUUAACCCCCAAUUCCAACCCCUUGAUGCUGAGUGCAAAGCAGGGAGGUAAUGGCUCCCAUUUUCAUAGUCUUUGGUACGACUUAACAACCUACCGAUCUCAGAGCGGACACUCUAACCGCUCGGCCACCGAGUAGUAAUAAUCAAUAAAUAAAUACGCCAUCAUGCAAUCCAUCAUUCAGUCAGCGAUGGAAGAACUAACUAAACAUCCUGGAAAAAAAACAUUCCUAGAAGUGUUGACUUGCUCCCGUUAUCAUCUCGAUGCAUCUGCUUUGUUUAUAUGCUCAUUUUUGUCUCUAUCAAAGGUGAACAUAGCAUGCUAACCUUUAAUUAUGAACUGUGACCUUUGUCUUUGUCCAGAACGCAUUGCGCUGUUGCACAAUUCUGUGAAUAUGACCCUAACUUAUUUGUUUAUUUCACAAAUAAAUGUCCUAUUUACUUCC
Molecule: messenger RNA, 1783 nt
Organism: Nerophis ophidion (straightnose pipefish)
Lineage: Eukaryota; Metazoa; Chordata; Actinopteri; Syngnathiformes; Syngnathidae
Gene: rabggtb
Product: Rab geranylgeranyltransferase subunit beta
Exons: 9
Coding region: 107-1102 (331 amino acids)
Biological process (GO): protein geranylgeranylation
Cellular component (GO): Rab-protein geranylgeranyltransferase complex
Molecular function (GO): Rab geranylgeranyltransferase activity
Source: RefSeq, a predicted model, not a curated record